ACAGAGGGACAGAGAGACAGAGGAACAGAGAAACAGAGAGACAGAGAGACAGAGGAACAGAGAGACAGAGAGACAGAGAAACAGAGGGACAGAGAGACAGAGAAACAGAGAGACAGAGAAACAGAGAGACAGAGAGACAGAGAGACAGGGAGACAGAGAAACAGAGAGACAGAGCAACAGAGAGACAGAGCAACAGAGAGACAGAGGAACAGAGAGACAGAGAAACAGAGGGAUAGAGAGACAGAGGAACAGAGAGACAGAGAGACAGAGAGACAGAGAAACAGAGAGACAGGGAGACAGGGAGACAGAGAGACAGAGAGACAGAGAAACAGAGAGACAGGGAGACAGGGAGACAGAGAGACAGAGAGACAGAGAAACAGAGAGACAGAGAGACAGAGAGACAGAGAGACAGGGAGACAGAGAAACAGAGAGACAGAGAGACAGGGAGACAGAGAAACAGAGAGACAGGGAGACAGAGAGACAGAGAGACAGAGAGACAGAGAGACAGAGAGACAGGGAGACAGAGAAACAUAGAGACAGGUCCUUCUGUAGCUCAGUUGGUAGAGCAUGGCGCUUGUAACGCCAGGGUAGUGGGUUCGAUCCCCGGGACCACCCAUACGUAGAAUGUACACAUGACUGUAAGUCGCUUUGGAUAAAAGCGUCUGCUAAAUGGCUUAUAUUAUUAUUAUUAUAUUACAGAGAGACAGGGAGACAGAGAGACAGAGAGACAGAGAGAGAAGAGAGAUACAGGAAAAGAACACGUUAAUUGAGAAAUACCGGAGAAAUUCACAUUCCCAGACGACACAAAGACGGAGGGGGCAAUACUAUUGUUCAAAGAGGUCUAGAACAAGAGAGAGAGAGAAAGUGCGAGAGAGAGAGAGAGAGAGAGAGAGAGAGAGAGAGAGAGAGAGCGAGAGAGAGAGAGAGAGAGAGAGAGAGAGAGAGAGAGAGAGAGAGAGAGAGAGAGAGAGAGAGAGAGAGAGAGAGCGAGAGAGAGAGAGAGAGAGAGAGAGAGAGCGAGAGAGAGAGAAAGCGAGAGAGAGCGAGAGAGAGAGAGAGAGAGAGAGAGCGAGAGAGGAAAAGCGUGUGGACAUUGACUCCACAGGGUUCUCUACACUCUCUACUCCGUCAGCAGAACAGAAGGAGUGAUCCUCCACACACUUCUCCUUUCAUCCAACCAUCCAUCCAUCCGUCUGUCCAUCCAGUGAAGAAGAGGAGGAGAGAUGAAGACAUCUCAUAAUGACUAUAGUUCUCCAGACUCUGAUGACAUGGACGGGCUGAUCGAUGUGGGACAGGAAGACGGCUCCUGUCCAGUCACUGGGUCCAUGUCCCCAGGUAGCACGUCCCAGAUUCUGGCCCGGAAGAAGAGAAGAGGGAUUAUAGAGAAGAGGCGCAGAGACAGGAUCAACCACAGUCUAUCAGAGCUUCGGAGACUGGUGCCCAGCGCCUUGGAGAAACAGGGCUCGUCUAAGCUGGAGAAAGCAGAGAUUCUGCAGAUGACGGUGGACCACCUUAAGCUGCUGCAUGCCAUGGGGGGCAAAGGGUACCUUGAUGCGCGGGUCCUGGCUGUGGACUAUAGGACCCUGGGAUUCAGACAGUGUGUAGGAGAGGUGGUUCGGUACCUGGGCUCUUUAGAAGGAGGGGUGGACUCCCCGGACCCUAUCGGAGCCCGCCUGGUCUCCCACCUCUCCCACUGCGCCAGCCAGCUGGACCCCCUUCUCCUUCAGUCGCCCCCCACCUCCUCCUCCCUCCCUUUUCCUCCCUGGCCGUGGAUCUCCUCCUAUCACCGGAUGUCACCUGUCUCGUCUCCCACCUCUCCAACUUUCUCCGCGAGGCGGAGGGAGCUGGCACGCCUGGGGGGUGGGUGUUAUCCAUCCCGCUCAGCCGACACCCUGUGUCUCGCCCCCCUGGGGUGCCAACAGGGGUCCAUGCUCGCCCCUGCCUUGGUGUCUGGGCAUCGCAGGGUGCCCUCUCUCCCACCACCUUCCUCCCUUGCCCUCACCGCCACCCCCACUCACAGACUCACUCAGCAGUCCCCUGGAGCCUCAGUCCUCCUCACCUCCUCUUCCUCCUCCUUUCCCAGUGCUCCUCCACAAGUCAGACCCUUUGUCCCUCUGGGGUCUCCCGCGGGUCAGCGCAGGGGCAAAGCGACAAAGACCUGGGGGACUGAGAUAGGAGCCUUCUGAUCCAGAACCUGUCAAAACGAUGCACCGUGUAAAGUUUGCUCUUAACCACAGAUCUGGGAUCAGAUUACCCUUAACCCAGUGGAGGCUGCCGAGGGGAGGACAUAAUAAUAUCUGGAACGGUGCAAAUGAUACGGUAUCAAACACAUGGAAACCAUUUCUCUCUCUCUCUCUCUCUCUCCGUCUCUCUCUCUGUCUCUCUCUCUCUCUCUCUCUCUCUCUGUCUCUCUCUCUCUGUCUCUCUCUCUCUCUCUGUCUCUCUCUAUCUCUCUCUGUCUCUCUCUCUCUGUCUCU
Oncorhynchus keta (chum salmon) is the source of this 2477-nucleotide messenger RNA. RefSeq names its product hairy/enhancer-of-split related with YRPW motif-like protein. The coding region runs from base 1224 to 2186 and encodes 320 amino acids. The record is from RefSeq and is a predicted model, not a curated record. NCBI's taxonomy places the organism in Eukaryota, Metazoa, Chordata, Actinopteri, Salmoniformes, Salmonidae. Gene Ontology annotation, cellular component: nucleus. Gene Ontology annotation, molecular function: DNA-binding transcription factor activity, RNA polymerase II-specific; protein dimerization activity; RNA polymerase II cis-regulatory region sequence-specific DNA binding. The transcript has 5 exons. Gene Ontology annotation, biological process: Notch signaling pathway; anterior/posterior pattern specification; circulatory system development.